Penicillium verrucosum is the source of this 1761-nucleotide messenger RNA. RefSeq names its product DUF3176 domain-containing protein. The record is from RefSeq and is a predicted model, not a curated record. Lineage: Eukaryota; Fungi; Ascomycota; Eurotiomycetes; Eurotiales; Aspergillaceae. The transcript is spliced from 2 exons. Bases 1 to 1761 code for a protein of 586 amino acids.
AUGUCCUCAAAACCUACUAAAGCCCGAGAACAUAAAGGCUGGAACACUCGUUGUCUCAAUACAUGGCUCCUGGAAAUACUCGCUGCCAUUUUUAGCAUUGCCUGUUUUAUCGCGAUAUGUGCCAUCCUUCUAGCCUACAACAAUAAAACUCGACCCGACCUGUGGCACGGCUUAUCUUUGAAUGCCAUUAUCUCCGUGCUUGCGACCGGCUGCAAAUCUUCACUGUUGUUUAUGAUCGGAGAAGCCCUAAGUCAAAUCAAAUGGGUCUGGUUCCGCCGUGCAUCUAAGCCGCUCCUCGACAUGCAGACCUUUGAUAGUGCUAGCCGGGGCCCGCUUGGCUCGAUUAUGAUGAUAUUCCAAAGAAAAAGAUCACUCGCCACCUUUGGGGCCGCAAUCAUUGUUCUGUUGCUUGCUUUUGAUCCUUUCGUUCAACAGAUCACGAAAUACCCAACCCGAUCAGCAGCUAUAAGUGAUGGCACUGGUGUUGCGGUAACUAAGAAAUUAAAAUUCUUCGUCCCAUAUGCGACCCGAAUACAGUGGAAUAUAGCCUACUCAUCUGGAGUCUGGUCUGACGACAAUUUGUUUCAUGCAACCUGCUCGUCUGGAAACUGUACCUGGCCGGUGUUCCGUUCUGUUGGUGUUUGUAGCAAAUGCGCCGACAUUACUCCAUCUGUGGCCUUUGACUGUCACAAAAAUCCCCGCGAUAACGAGUCCCAUUGGGAUUAUAUGGAUCGUGAAGCACAAGCCCACCAUUUCAAUGCAUCGUGUCAUGUCACUCCGCCACUCGGGCAGUCCACGGUCGUCAAUUCCUCAUUCACGAUUGCGUACGCGAACCAAAGCACUCACCGUCAAUACGUGGAUCUCCAACAGAACAUAACAUGGCUUGUCUACUCGGGGUUUGUUCCUGAUGCCUCAGUCGAAUUUAUCCAACAUGUCGAUAACUCUACCUUCAUGGGGGUCACCAACCCUUUGAUGGUGCUCGCCUAUGUCAAAAUAGGAUACGAAUCAGCUUUUUUAAACUUGUCUGAUCCAAUCAAGGGGCUCAAGGUUGAUAAAGUCACUGAGUGUAGCCUUGCUAUUUGUCUAGGUGACUGGCAAAUUUCAGUUGAUCAGGGUACCACAAUGGCCGAAGCAUCAAACAUCGAUUAUGGCCAGUUAUUUUGGAGAAACAUCACCAGAGACGACAGCUGGAAAACUCCUACCUUGAGCCCAGUCGAAUUUGCAUUCUGUGAUAUUGAAGUCGCCGUCCUACUCACUGACGCCCCCUUUGUUGGCUCAAGCACUGGAUCCUAUGUGUCGAGCGAUGGAAAGGUUACAAUAUGGGAUGAUCUGGCGGAAAGAGGAACUCCAAGUACACAGCGCAUUGCCAGCGCCAGUCUCGAGCACGUUAUGUCCAACGUCGCUAACUCUUUAAACAAGAUGGCAUUGUAUAAUGACGGAGAAGAUGUGAAUGGUACCGCGUAUGAUACCGAAGUUUUCGUUGUGGUACAGUGGCCCUGGCUGAUUCUGCCAGGCUUAAUCGUGAGCUCUGGGAUUAUUUUUUUUAUUCUUGUUCUUCUUGGCAACAAGAACAUAACGCUUUGGAAAUCCUCUAUCUUUGCCUUUCUAUACCAUGGGUUGGACGACAUUGAUACAAGUGACUGCAUGACUGCGAGUAGUAUGGAAAAGGAGGCAGCCGACACAAGUGUCCAACUUCGGGUCUCCCAUGAGAAGGGUGAUCUGAAACUCGAAAGAGAGGAGAGAACUGCAGAAGCAUCUUAA